Molecule: messenger RNA, 450 nt
Organism: Penicillium verrucosum
Lineage: Eukaryota; Fungi; Ascomycota; Eurotiomycetes; Eurotiales; Aspergillaceae
Exons: 2
Coding region: 1-450 (149 amino acids)
Source: RefSeq, a predicted model, not a curated record
AUGAAGCGAGCACACUUCAUUGUGGGUCGUCUGGACUAUUACGAUCUACAUUACAAGUUGCAUAUAUCCAGGGGUGACAAUACGCAUUGGAUAGAUGAUUCUGAAAAACGCGCCCUAGCUGAGGAACAUGCCCGCCGACAGGUGACCCUAGAGGGGUUUGGAUACGGCCGUCCCGAACCAACCCCCCAUGAUCAAAAGAAGCGAGAGGCAGAUCAAAUGGUUGAGCGGAUGUCCAGUCGAUGGUUGCAGAUACAUUCAGAAUACAUCAUGCAAGGAUCCGGCGCAUACAACGAGUAUCAGAGAGAGGCUGUUUACAAGUCAGUCCUCUGGAGGAUACCAAGGAAAAGUGAGGACGGGUUCUGUGCUCCAGUGGGUGCAGGGCAAAAGUCGUUCUGUCAGAUUCUUGGUGGCGAGAGAUUCGAAAGUGAAGAUAUCAAUAUGAAGCGAUGA